GGACAGGAAAAUUAGAUAGUCUAACAUCAGUUAGUUAGUUGUGUUGUUGUGUUAGUCUGAGGUCAGACUGAAAGUUUACCUACAUUACUGGGCGAAACCAAGAUUUAUUGGAUAGGAUACCUGUUUCAAAUCCACCAGCUGUUGAACCGGUUUUUUGCAAACAAGCCUGCAUAAACAACAUGAUUAAAUCAGUUAGCAAGGACAAGGCCAGGGCUUGCUCUACAGUGAAUGAGGCAGUAGUGGACACAGAGACCUUAGUUUAGCUAUUGUCACUCAGUAUUCAUUCCUAUGACCAGUGUUAUUCGAAGUUAAGGUUAUGACUAGAUACAGCGUAGCGUAGACAUGUUGAUGUAAAAAACCAAUGACUCGGAGAUGCCUCUGCAACAAAAACCUAAUAAAAUUGCCCCGGACGGAGGAUGGGGCUGGAUAAUCAUACUGGGAUCAGGUCUCAUCAACCUCUGCACCCGAGCCGUAGAGCCAUCUUUUGGUUUGCUGUUUGGCGAUACUCUUAAGGAACUUGGGGUAGCAACAACUGGUGCAGCCUUUAUCAUGAGUGCUCGCGAUGCCACCAACAACUUUUCAGGAUUUCUUAUGGGUCCACUCUUGAAGAACUACUCAUACCGCAAAGUUGGUAUCCUUGGAGCAAUCCUGAGCAGUCUAGGUCUGAUAACAGCUGCUUCAGCUACUAGCAUGACUCACAUUCUGCUCACAUACAGCUUGGUUGGAGGCGUUGGUUUCGGACUGUCUUCCACUGCGGUCUUUGUUGCCUUGAACAGCUACUUUGUGAAGCGGCGAGGCCAAGCGUUUGGUCUAGCGAUGGCGGGGACCGGGCUCGGCUUCAUGCUGAUACCUCAGGUGGUGAGCAGACUGCUGAACGAGUAUGGGUUUCAUGGCACCAUGAUGAUCAUGGGAGCGCUGGGACUCAACGCCGUGGUUGGCUCAUGUCUGCUGCAACCGGUCAAGUGGCAUUUGAAAACUGUCAUUGUAGAAGAAGAGGAGGAGCUUGUACAUGAACGGAAACAGGGAGAAAUCAAAGCAAACCACCUUCACAAAUCCCAUUCAAGUAUCAAUGACGAUGCGGAGGCAUCUCUCAGGCUAAGCAUUGAAAAUGAGAUAAACAAAGAGACAACCAAUAAAAGCAAAUCAUCUAAUGAUGGGUGCUGGCAGAAGUUGGUCAGCAUUAUGGACCUGGAUUUGCUCUUGGAUCUCUCAUUUCUGAACACUCUGUUCGGCCUUUCCAUGGCGUAUCUGGCGGAGAUAAACUUCAAACUUGUGAUUCCGUUCUUCAUGGCCAAUCUUGGCUACACUAAGGCUGACACGGCUCAGGCCCUGAGUCUGAUGGCGGUCUCGGAUAUCUCUGCUCGUCUUCUCAUCCCUCCGAUCUUCGACAAGCUUCCAUUCACUCGUAGGAGCACUCUGGCCGUUGGAUUGGUUUUUGUGAUGAUCGCACGAUCAGUUCUAGCAGAGCAGACUUCAUGGAGGAACUUAAUCAUAACUAUUUUGAUUCACGGAUUCUUUCGUGGAUUCGCUUUGAUCAAUUUCCCACUGGUCAUAUCUGAAUCUGUGGUUAGAGAAAAGUUAGCCUCAGCCUAUGGUCUAUUUAUGGUCUCCAAGGGAAUAUUUGUGGUCUUCCUGGGACCUUUAGCUGGUUGGAUUAGAGACUUUACAGGCAGUUUCUCCAUAUGUCUUCACGCUCAGUCAGUUAUGCUCUUGAUUUGUAUAGUUUCUUGGAGUGUCGAGUAUUUGUUGAGCUCAAAAACAAAACUGAAAAAAGCCCAAUCUACAGAGCCUUCUUGAUAGCUUCAUAACUCUAGGAAUGUUGAACAGAUUGUAACAUGCGGGCCAACCUGCUGUAAUAAAAACUCACGUUCCUGUCUAACAGUUAAGACAUCAAGAAUAUGUUUUCAUAAAUAUUUUUGUGUAAAUGUAGUCUUAAGUUUACAAUUUAUGACUGUGAUAUUUAAAUGAUAAUAACAUAAAAAUAUUGUGUAGAUUGGAAAUUAAGAAUAUUUUUAAUGCAGCUAUACAAUCUUGAUUACAUCAAAAGCAUUUAUUUCACAAACAUACAUCUAUUAGUGCAGUACUUUUAUUUUAAAGGUAUAAAUAUACUUACUUCUGUAAGUAAUAAUACAUUUAAAACCAAAAAGGCAAAACUGAAUGUGACGACAUUAAAUGAGCUAAUUAAGUAUUACGAUGAUUUAAAAAAAAAAUAGGAUUUAAGUUUUAGUUACACUUUUAUUUUAAACUAAAAGUGAAUUUAAAAGUAGAUGGCCGUCCAAUCCAAUCCCAAAUGGUAAUCUUGAGUGAAACCGUUGACUUGGUCAAAAGUGAAACUAAUUAACAAUGACUAGGUAGUAUCAAGCAGAUGGUAAUUACAUAAACAUUAUAAUAAUGCUGAUAAUUUUUAUUUUAAAAUCAGGAGCUUAUGUGAGUUAUUUAAUGUGAUUUGUAAAUUCUACUUUCUACUUAAAUUAUCAAUUAACUUAGAAAUACAGAAAAAUAUAACAUAACUAAAAUAUUUUAAGACCGAAUAUCUUCCCUAUCCAACUAUGUUUGUAAGAGACUUGUCUGUAAAUUUAAGUCUCCUUCGAGUGUUUAUCGCAGCCAAGUUAGCUAGUUCAAAUCUAAGACCAACACAUUGUUCCUUACAUCUUCAUCCCUUCUAUUCCAACUGGCUCUUACCCCUAUGAGAGGAUCAAGAUGGCAAAGACCUAUGGCACUAUACUCUUUGGAAUUUUUACUUUCUCCCCCUAUACCAUAGUAUAUGGAGAAAGUAUUGUUUUCAUACAAAUUUUUGAGUCUGAGUUUUGAGUGGAUAUAUAUCCGUUUUCGGUCCCCCUGAACCUAACAAAUUGUAUCUCAAGGCGGUUUUUACAUUUUUUUGAAGUUUUGAUUUUUAAUGGUCAUUUUCCCAUACAUCCCACACAAUCCGGAAAAAUCAAACUUUCUUAAAAAUUACCAGAACGAUUUUGAUAAAAAUAUAGUGUAUUAUAGCCCUUUAAAUUCUGAAAAAAGAUUCUAUAACUCCCAUUGCUGUAUAAAUUGCGGGGCCAAAGUUAUUGUAACUUGUGUUAUCUUCCUAUGAAAAUUUCAUAAAUUAACAGAAAAUUGAAUUUUUGAAAAAAGCCUGUUUUUAUUAAAUUAUUAUGUGAUGGCCCUUAUAAUUCCAAACAAAAUAAUGCGAGCCCUCAUUGCUGUAAAAAUUAUGCUUCAAAAGUUAUUGCAACUUUUGUGAUGUUCCCUAUAAAAUAUAUCAUAGUUACUUAUACUGUUACCCAUGAUGAAGGUUGUUGGCAAGCUAAUGGGAGACCAUUUAUUUUUCCAAGUUCUGACAAAUUUAUUUAAUGUGAGGUGUGAGGGCUUUAGUCAAGUAUCAUUUAAAACGUGCAAAGUGACAGAAGACUGACACUCAGACCGCGAUCAAUGUGCAAAAUUUCCCUAAACUUAGCCUUUAUGCAUGAGAUAAACUGUGGAAAGCAUUGACAAUGACAACGUUGCAAAUUUUGCCGAUCACCUCCAAACUCCUUCCGCACCUUACUAACAUUUUAAUGUACAAAAACUUUCCUUAAUUCAUGUCUACAACCAUGAACUUCAAUGGUGGUUGAUGCCUUUACAACACAGAAAUCAUCACUAAAUGCAAUGUUUACUUGGCGAGAGCGUAAAUCUUCCUUCACGUUUUUGGCUACUGUGUGGAGACUAAUCGUCACAUUGGGAUGAGAAACUGAUAGAUGGUAGUGGAUGAAGAAGGGAGCAAGACGCUGGUGUCAGAUUUGAACCAGCUUAUUUUGAAUGCUAAGGGACAUGUUGGAUGCCAAGGAGACAUUAAUUCAUGAACAACCACCACGUAAUGUAAUGUAAUGUAUUGUUAAUGUAAUUGUUUAAAGAUAAAGUACAAACAAUAAAAAUUUUGAUUUUGACGAGUU
This is a messenger RNA of Macrosteles quadrilineatus (aster leafhopper), 3923 nucleotides long. Its product is annotated as monocarboxylate transporter 12-B-like. The record is from RefSeq and is a predicted model, not a curated record. Gene Ontology annotation, biological process: monocarboxylic acid transport; transmembrane transport. NCBI's taxonomy places the organism in Eukaryota, Metazoa, Arthropoda, Insecta, Hemiptera, Cicadellidae. The transcript has 9 exons. The coding region runs from base 373 to 1797 and encodes 474 amino acids. Gene Ontology annotation, molecular function: monocarboxylic acid transmembrane transporter activity.